AUGGUUUGGAGUAAUCACAGCACAGCGACCCAUUUCAUUCUUCUGGGAUUCACUGACCAUUCAGAGCUGCAACCCAUUCUCUUUGGGGUCUUCUUCUUGAUCUAUGUGAUCAGUGUGGUGGGAAACCUGGGGAUGAUCCUGUUGAUUGGACUUGAUGCACAACUUCACACCCCAAUGUACUUUUUUCUGGGCAACUUGUCCUUUGUUGACUUCUGUUACUCCUCUGUCAUUACACCCAACAUGCUCAUCAACUUCUGGGUGGAGAUGCCAGUCAUUUCAUGGAGUGGUUGUGCCACUCAAUUUUUCUUCUUUGGUUCUUUUGCUGGUAUUGAGGGCUUUCUGCUAGCCGUGAUGGCAUAUGAUCGCUACGUGGCAAUCUGCAUCCCACUACUGUAUACCACCACCAUGUCACAGAGGUUCAACAUUAUACUGGUGUCAGGCACCUAUCUGGCAGGUUUUGCCAAUGCAGCAAUACACACAGCUUUAACCUUUAAGCUCUCCUUCUGCCACUCUAAUGUCAUCAACCAUUUCUUCUGUGAUACUCCACCCCUCUUGAAACUCUCCUGCUCAGAUACCCAUGUGAAUGAGCUAAUCAUUUUUGCUUUUGCCAGUUUUAAUGAGUUGAGCUGCCUCUUGACUAUCCUCAUUUCUUAUCUAUAUGUCAUUGUUGCCAUUGUGAGGAUACGUUCAGCUGAGGGAAGAUACAAAGCCUUCUCCACUUGUGCCUCCCACCUGAUGGCUGUCACCAUUUUCUUUGGGACAAUUAUCUUCAUGUAUCUGCGUCCCAGCUCUAGCUAUUCAAUGGACCAAGAUAAAGUGGUGUCUGUGUUCUACACAGUGGUGAUCCCCAUGCUGAACCCUCUGAUCUAUAGUCUGAGAAACAAAGAGGUGAAAGCUUCCUUUAGGAAAGUCAUCAGAAAAAAAAAAUCUCUGAAA
Molecule: messenger RNA, 936 nt
Organism: Phascolarctos cinereus (koala)
Lineage: Eukaryota; Metazoa; Chordata; Mammalia; Diprotodontia; Phascolarctidae
Product: olfactory receptor 5AP2-like
Biological process (GO): G protein-coupled receptor signaling pathway
Cellular component (GO): membrane
Molecular function (GO): olfactory receptor activity; G protein-coupled receptor activity
Source: RefSeq, a predicted model, not a curated record